CCGAUAUAGUGUAUAUAUAUAUACAUACACAGAUACAUGCAUGAGGAACUACGAAAGAAAUAAACAAGCAUUCAAGUGAAGACGACAAUGGAGUGUUAUUUAGAGGGAGAUGAUGAAGUAGUUCUGGCGCCUGCUAGUCCCUUUUCGCAGUACAUGAACAGCUCUGUGUUGUCCCUCACCAUUAUUGCUGUUCUGGAAAUAAGUGUUCCAAUUGAAAAUGAUGAUUCAGUCAUCCUUUCUGAAAUCAGGGAUAUCUUUUUGCCCAUUAAUCCAAGGUUUUCCUCAAUCAUGGUGACUGGAAAAAAUGGUGAGAAGAAUUGGAAACCGGUGAAAGUUAAUCUCGAAGACCAUCUAAAAGUCCCGAUAUUCCCCGUCGGGAAGCCGUUGGAAUUCUACGACUACUGUCUGUCGGAGUAUCUGACGAAGAUAUCCACGGAACCAUUCCCGCAAACUCAACCGUUAUGGGAGAUUCACAUAUUCCGGUACCCGACGAGCAAUGCAGCCGGGAACUGUAUCUUCAAGCUCCACCACUCGCUCGGAGACGGCUAUUCGUUGAUGGGAGCUCUUCUUUCUUGCCUUCAACGGGCUGAUAAUCCGGCGCUGCCGCUGACGUUUCCCCGGCGGCAAGGGAGCGGCAAGAAGCAGGGGAAGAAUAGCAACGCCGUCGCCAGGGCGUUCAAGGCCGUGCCGAGGUUUUUGUCCGGCGUUGUCAACACGGUGACGGAUUUUUCCUGGAGUUUUCUGAAGAGCAGUUUGAUUGACGACGACAAAACGGCGAUUCAUUCCCAGGAAGACGGCGUCGAGUUCCGGCCGAUCUCCGUUACUACCAUGGCGUUUUCGCUUUCCCAUCUCAAACAGAUAAGUUCCAGUCUUAACGUCACGAUCAACGACGUGAUUUCGGGGAUAAUCACGUACGGGACGAGAUUAUACAUGCAGGAAAGCGAGAGAGAAACAUGCAACGGGGAAAGCACGGCGCUUGUACUGUUCAACACGAGGGCGAUGGGAGGUUAUAAGUCGGUGAGCGAGAUGAUCAAACCCAACGCGGAAAUGCCAUGGGGAAACCGGUUCACGUUUCUCCCCUUCGCGAUACCCAAACUGCAACCCCCGGCAGGCGACGGCGACGGCGACUCCUCCAAUCCCCUCCGGUUCAUCUACAAAGCCCACCGCAUGGUCAAGCGGCAACGCAAUUCCGGGUCGGUCUAUCUCACCGGCCAGCUCCUCGAAUUCUCCAGAAAGCUCAGGGGCCCUGAGGCAACUGCACAGUACGUAAGUGGAACGUUAAGGAACACAAGUAUUACCAUGACGAACAUGAUUGGUCCGGUGGAAAAAACCACCCUUGCUAACCAUCCCGUAAAGGGCAUGUACUUCGCCGUAUCCGGCGCCCCUCAGAGUUUAGUGGUGACGAUGCUGAGCUAUGCGGGAAAACUGAGACUAACCAUUAUAUCGGAGAAAGAUUUCAUAGAUGUGAAGAAACUGAAGUCAUGUAUUGAGUCUUCUUUUGAUGAAAUCUUCAGAUUAGCACUCAAGUCUUCUCCACCUAGGCCACCACCUACAUGAAUAUAAUAUAUACACAUACUCUGAUAUACCAGUAUUCCUGCAUGCAUAUGCAUAUAUGUGUGUGUGUGUUUUAUCCAACAUAUGUAUACCUCAGAGGUUAUGAGGUUAGCACAUCCUUAUCUGGGUCAGACUAAUGUGAAAAUUUAUGAGUUCGACUAUAUAUAUCUAUAUGUUUAAUUUGUGUGGCCUUUCAAAUAAUAAUCAUCUUUUCAAUUAAUUGUGUUUACUUCAAAUUUUUUUUUUUUUUAACGUAGAAAUAAAUGCAUUAAAACAGUCCAAAGAUAGUAUUGUUUGU
This is a messenger RNA of Ipomoea nil (Japanese morning glory), 1852 nucleotides long. RefSeq names its product O-acyltransferase WSD1-like. Gene Ontology annotation, molecular function: long-chain-alcohol O-fatty-acyltransferase activity; diacylglycerol O-acyltransferase activity. Lineage: Eukaryota; Viridiplantae; Streptophyta; Magnoliopsida; Solanales; Convolvulaceae. The transcript has 4 exons. Gene Ontology annotation, cellular component: plasma membrane. The record is from RefSeq and is a predicted model, not a curated record. Bases 88 to 1557 code for a protein of 489 amino acids. Gene Ontology annotation, biological process: triglyceride biosynthetic process.